This is a messenger RNA of Nannospalax galili (Upper Galilee mountains blind mole rat), 3022 nucleotides long. RefSeq names its product armadillo repeat containing 3 (gene Armc3). Gene Ontology annotation, molecular function: protein binding. The transcript has 21 exons. The record is from RefSeq and is a predicted model, not a curated record. NCBI's taxonomy places the organism in Eukaryota, Metazoa, Chordata, Mammalia, Rodentia, Spalacidae. Bases 1 to 2997 code for a protein of 998 amino acids.
AUGGAGCCUCCAGAACCAAGGUGGAAACGGAAACGAGGAAAUAGAGGGAACAAUCCAGAGAAGAAACCUACGGGGAAAUUGGGAGGGAAAGUGGAGAGUGAUGGGACUAGGGCUGCAGCUCUUCAGGCGGCAGCGGCACUGGACAAAGGGCUCCUGCAGCCGGGAGCCAAUUCGGGGGCAGAAGCGCGCAGGCGCAGCCCGGCGUCGCCUAGCAACCAGGAACAAACUGGCCCAGGUGGUGCGCUGGGGGCCAGUGCAGUUUGCACCGAGUUAGGAGCCGCUGCUCCCAGGGACCUCCGGGCAGGUAAAGGCAGGCCCGGGGCUGCACACCUGUUCCCAAGGGUUAGACGGGCCCAGGGUCAGAAGCCGGAGCGAUGCACGGGGAAUCUGGAGGCACCGAUGGGUAAAAAGAUAAAGAAGGAAGUUGAAUCUCCUCUUAAGGAUGUGUUUGAGCCUCUAACAAUUGAAAGCAAGAAAGCAGCCACCGUGGUGUUGAUGCUCAACUCCCCGGAGGAGGAGAUCUUGGCCAAGGCCUGUGAAGCCAUUUAUAAGUUUGCUUUGAAAGGUGAGGAAAACAAAGCGACCCUCCUUCAACUGGGAGCUGUGGAGCCUUUGACCAAACUGCUCACCCAUGAAGACAAAAUCGUACGGAGAAAUGCCACCAUGAUCUUCGGGAUCCUGGCUUCCAACAGUGACGUUAAAAAACUACUGAGGGAGUUAGAUGUCAUGAAUUCCGUCAUUGCUCAGCUGGCUCCAGAAGAAGAAGUGGUAAUCCAUGAAUUUGCCAGUCUUUGUCUUGCAAACAUGUCUGUAGAGUAUACGGGUAAAGUACAAAUAUUUGAGCAUGGAGGAUUGGAGCCACUUGUCAGACUACUGAGUAGCCCAGACCCGGAUGUGAAGAAGAAUUCUAUUGAAUGCAUCUACAACUUGGUACAGGAUUUUCAGUGUCGAACUGCAUUUCAAGAACUGAAUGCAAUUCCUCCAAUACUAGAGCUCCUGAAGUCAGAAUACCCAAUUAUUCAGUUGCUGGCUCUUAAAACCUUAGGGGUUAUCACAAGUGAUAAGGAGUCUCGGGUGAUGCUGAAGGAGAAUCAAGGCCUGGACCAGCUGACUAAGAUCCUAGAGACCAAGGAGUUGAAUGACCUUCAUGUAGAAGCACUUUUGGUGAUAGCCAAUUGCCUGGAGGAUAUGGAGACAGUGGUGCUGAUGCAGCAGACAGGAGGCCUUAAAAAACUACUCUCCUUUGCAGAAAACUCCACAAUUCCUGACAUUCAGAAGAAUGCUGCAAAAGCAAUUACUAAAGCAGCCUGUGAUGCUGAAAACCGGAAAUUUUUUCAUGAACAAGAGGUCGAAAAGUGCCUGGUAACCCUUCUGGGCUCUGAGAGCGAUGGAACUAAGAUAGCUGCUUCCCAAGCUAUUUCGGCCAUGAGUGAGAAUUCGGGCAGCAAAGAGUUUUUCAAUACUCAGGGGAUUCCACAGAUAGUUCAGCUGCUCAGAAGUGCCAGUGAAGAGGUGAGAGAGGCUGCUGCUCUGGCCUUGGCAAACCUGACCACUAGCAACCCAGCAAACGCCAAGGCGGCUGCCCAAGCGGAUGCCAUCGACCCGUUGAUAAACGUCCUGUCCAGUAAGCGAGACCGAGCCAUCGCCAACGCAGCCACAGUGCUGACCAACAUGGCCAUGCAGGAGCCGCUCCGCACGGCCAUCCAGAGCCACGACGUGAUGCACGCGCUCGUCAGCCCGCUGCGGUCCACUGACACCGUGGUCCAGAGCGCAGCCGCGCUCGCUGUGGCUGCCACCGUCUGCGACGUGGAGGCCCGAACCGAGUUAAGGAACUGUGGUGGUCUGGAGCCCCUGGUUGAGCUCCUGCACUCCAAGAAUGAUGAAGUCCGAAGGCAUGCCAGCUGGGCUGUGAUGGUCUGUGCCAACGAUGAGCUGAUGGCCGUUGAGUUAUGCAGGCUCGGGGCUCUAGAUAUCCUUGAAGAAAUUAAUCUAUCGGUAAGUCGAAAAAAUAAAUUCAGCGAAGCAGCCUAUAACAAGUUGCUCCACAACCAUCUUCCCCUGAAAUACAGCCAGACUGGCCAUUUGUCAUCAAGCAACAUAAUCAGUGAUGGAUUCUAUGAUUGCGGUCGGAUAAACCCUGGCACCAAACUUCUGCCACUGAAGGAGCUCUGCUUGCAAGAACUGAACGAUCUACGUGCUAUCCUCCUAAUCAACAGUAAAUCUGAUAUUUCUCCACCUCCAUCUAUGGAAGAUAAAUCAUCAGAUGUCAGUUACAGACAAAGUAUUUCUUCUUCAUCUUCCUUGAGAAGAGCAAGUAAAGAAAAGACCAAUGCUGGAUUUGGAUCUCCCACAGAAGAUAAAUCAGAGCCCACAUCGGGACGCAACACUGUUGUUAGCAGAGCUGCCAGCAAAGAAAAAGCAUUAAGGAAAGGCAGAGGGAAGAAGGAAGAGGAGAAGGUGAAAGAGGAAGAAGAGUUUCUGACGGUACCCAUACUGACCGAAGGCAGCCCUGAUAAAGAGUGGUACCCUCCCCCUGACCCUGAGCUCUGUGUGUACGUGUCCGAGGUGACCAAGUCAAUACUACCCAUCACCAAUAUUAAGGAACAGAUUGAGGCUCUUGCAAAAUAUGUGGCAGAAAAAAUGGGUGGUAGGAUUCCAAAGGAGAAACUGUGUGAUUUCAGCUGGGAACUUCAUAUCAGUGAAUUGAAAUUCCAACUUAAAUCCAAUGUUGUACCAAUUGGAUACAUCAAGAAAGGAAUCUUCUACCAUCGAGCUUUGCUUUUCAAGGUGCUGGCUGAUAAGAUCGGGGUGGGCUGCUCCCUGGUUCGAGGCGAGUACAGCCGAGCGUGGAACGAAGUGAAGUUGCUGAAGGAGGCUCGGAAGGGCGUGAUCGGGAACCUACCCUCACCCGAGGAGUACAUUGUGGACCUCAUGUUCCACCCUGGGGCCCUGCUGAAGAUGCGCAGCAGAGAGGCCGACCUCUACCGAUUUCUCUAAGCCGGGGCUCAACCUGGGAUUCUCU